This is a messenger RNA of Stegastes partitus (bicolor damselfish), 910 nucleotides long. It is a transcript of the gene timm22, whose product is annotated as translocase of inner mitochondrial membrane 22 homolog (yeast). NCBI's taxonomy places the organism in Eukaryota, Metazoa, Chordata, Actinopteri, Pomacentridae. Gene Ontology annotation, cellular component: TIM22 mitochondrial import inner membrane insertion complex. The coding region runs from base 22 to 480 and encodes 152 amino acids. The transcript is spliced from 3 exons. Gene Ontology annotation, molecular function: transmembrane protein transporter activity. Gene Ontology annotation, biological process: protein insertion into mitochondrial inner membrane. The record is from RefSeq and is a predicted model, not a curated record.
AAAGCAGUGUCAUUGACAAACAUGGCUGCCUCCAUGGGUGCUGCAAGCGCUGCCGCCUCCGACUCACAGAGUCCAGCUUCUCCUGCUCCGAGUAUGGACAGCCCGGACAUUCAGUACAGUGCAGUCCUGGAGCAUCUCAUCGGGGACAAGAGGGCCGUUAAGGACCUGAACCCCGCCGUUAUGAGCGGACUGCCGGUGCCUGCGAAAAGCGACGAGCAGAAGAUGAUCGAAAGGGGAAUGGAGAGCUGCGCCUUCAAGUCUCUGCUGGCCUGUGUGGGAGGUUUUUUUUUUUUCUGCCUCAACUUUAGUUGUUUUGUUCUGUCUUUGCAGCACAGAGGAGUUUCUGACUGGAAGAACGCCGUCUACAGCGGCUGUGUAACUGGAGGAGUUAUCGGGUUUCGAGCUGGACUGAAGGCUGGAGUCCUGGGAUGUGGAGGCUUUGCUGCAUUUUCUGCUGCGAUUGAAUAUUAUUUACGGUGAACCAACAAGAACAGACUUUGUGGACAAGAACUUUUUUCCUGCACAUGUGGACAAGAGAAAAAAAGACUCAAUGUGAGAAACUCACUUGUAUGAAUAUUGAGAUGCGCAUGGACCAUUGCUGUAAAACCAGACAGGAGUGUUAAAUGACACCGCGGUGGACUGUCUGUAUUUUACAGUGUAUGUUUAGUUUGAGCAGAACAACCUCAUGUGGAGAAUCUCCAGAACCAGAGCUGAGUGGCUCCACUUCUACAUCAGAGAUAUAAUGAUGAUAUAUAUAUAAAAAAACAAUAAAACAAUAAAAUCUGAGCUCAAAUCACCUUCUGAGUCAGAAUCACCUGAACUUAGACUCAGAUAAACAGUUCUGCUUGUAGAACACUGGUGUGAUGUGUCAGUGUUAUUUAUAUUAAAGAUGUUUUUGUUAACUUGUUCA